Thamnophis sirtalis is the source of this 1089-nucleotide messenger RNA. The record is from RefSeq and is a predicted model, not a curated record. Lineage: Eukaryota; Metazoa; Chordata; Lepidosauria; Squamata; Natricidae.
AUUUUAAAUGAGGAAAUUGAGGCAGAUUUUUAUAUCGCAGUGCCUGACAUAACAACAAAAAUUACCCAUUUAAGGAAUUUUCUGAAACAAAAGUACCCUUCCAUCAAAAAUGGUACUAUUACUUACAAUAUCCCCGAGACGCUUAAUUUCUUCAAAGUCUGCCAUGAAUAUGCAGUGACCGACGACAACCUCAUUCAAACCCCGUUUGCAAUGCUGGACAUGCCUAAUGAUCAGAUUCUUGCCAAUCUGGACAGUAUUAUUAAGGACAUUUGCAAACACAAAACUUUGAAACACGGUGAGCUGCUCUUGUUUAAAAUUUCUUAAUCGAUGCUGAUAGCUAGUGAUAUUGCCCAAAUGAAUAUAAGUUGGAGGAGUGGGGGUACCAUUUUGCUAGCUGCAAGGAGAAAACAGUAAAAUAAUAAUAAUAAUAUGCAUUCCCAUGCUAAACAAUAAAAACAGUAACAGGGAAAAUAUCAGCGCAAAAUUGCUUAAAAGCGCUAUUGCUAAUCAUUUUGCUUCACAUCUGCAAGUCAUCUUCCUCCCUCCCUUCAGAGGGAAAUUUCUAAAAAAAAAACCCACACUUUUGCAUUCUUUUAAAGAAGUUGUUUUGGGAGUUUUGAGAAGAACCUUCUGCUUUAAAGUGGCCGAAUUAUUAAUGCUGAAAAGUCCUGUUUUUUGUUUCCUGCAGAAUUACUCAGUUAGAAAAAAAAAAUAAUUUCUCCCUGCCAGGAUGGGAAACAUUUGUGCAGGAAGUUCCUAUCUUGGAAAUGUUUGGAAGGGCCUUGAAGAACCCUUAUCAGAUGUUUUGAACUCCAAGUAAAAUGUUUGGGGUUCUGAGAAUUUUGUUUUAAGGUCAGGGCGCACCGCAUCAUUUUUUAUGUUGGCGUCAGAACAAUCUGUGACUGUUUUCAAGGACUUGACUGAGUGUUCCAGCUCUUUUGAGGGUAUCGGUUAAGCUGUUUUUCUCCUGCAAGGACAACUCCUGGAACACACAGGGAUUAGAAUGGUUUGUGGGUUAUUAUUAUUAUUAUUUUUGCAGAGUCUGGAAGACAAAAAUGUCCUUGAUUUAUGAUCACAAUUGAGCCUCAG